UUGGUGUUGUUUGUUGGCGGUGCAGCUGGGGUUGAGAAUCAGGAAAGCGUGGGACGAUAGCCUUGGGCAGACCCUGGCAUUUACUCAGACUACUCGGGCCGAUUUCCCGUAUGGAUUGCGGUCCUCUAUCGUCAUGGCCCACUAUGACGUGUCCUCAAGGUUGUGUCACUACCGGUUAGAGGUCUAUGUCAGUUAAUUCAGGAAGGAGUUGGAGAAUUCGCGGCGGUACCGGCGGUGUUGCUGUACCCCCAAGACUUCGCUGCUGCCAGUUCAACUGAUCUGAGACUCACCGAACACGUCCGUGGUGCCUUGUUUACACUCGCACUGCUCGAUUUCUGCGGCCCAUCGCGGCCAGAUACGCCUCUGUAAGUAGCCACAUAGGUCAGACAUUUGUUCUACUCGCCUCAGGGGCCCAGAUCAGGCCUGGGAAAAGUACCUGUGCCCCAAAGUUGUGUCCAGUUCGACGGUGCAUGUUAGAGUGCCCCCCUGCCGAGAGGACCAUUCAUUCAUGUCGUCUGCCAUUGUUUUUGACGAUGGCCAGCGGCAGGAGUGGCAGAGGUGUUACCGACAGUAACUCUGAAUCCGACCUGGAAUCUCUGUGCAGCGUGCGAAGUAGAGACCACAAGCUACACAGGACCUGCUCAAACGGGGACAUGUUGGAUACGGACUCGUCCAAGGGAAAAGGUAAAUUUGUGAACACCGGUAAGGCGUGGAAGAGCGUGGAUGACUGCAGUUUCAGCGAGGUACAGUAUUUGGCAGUACCAGUUACCAGGAGGAGAAGGAGCAGAACAUUAUCAGAGAUGGCAGAGGGGAGUAGACAGACGACUGGUUCAUCUCCAUCAGCAAAUUGUGAUGCAGGGUCGACCUGCGGUUUGGCUAUACCUGCAGAACAUGAAAGGCUUGUACGAAAACUUUCCAAUGAAUCGGAUAAGGAUGCAGGGUAUGGCACAGAUCCGGGGAGUCCAAGCCCCUGCAACUUUCUCAACAGCAACAACAAGGAUUCUAAAGCGAACACUGUCCAAAGCUGCGGUGAUGUUGUUACGGAUGUACAGAAUCACACGAUAACAACAGACUUGAACGAAUCGGUUUCAGAAUCACCAUUGAACAUGUCCCCCAGCGAAAUUGUUAAAAAAUACGUUGGUACGGACUACCUUGAUCCAACGACACCACCAGCUACUGUGAGUUUGGAAAGAAACUUGACUCUGCAAGUAGAUGGAAUCAUUGUUAAUAACGACCAGACUCAUGUAACUCCUGAAGUUAUCAUAAGCGACCACUGCGGUCCAGAUAAAGACACCUGUCAGGUCAUCACUGAUGGUCAAAACUGGGGUGUACAUGUAGAUUUAAACGAUGAUGACAUUCCACCAGACUAUGUAUACAGGAGGAAGUCUUCGAACACCAGCACAACAUCCUCACAGUUUGAUGACACAGAAGACGACCUGAGUGACAUAGAGCUUACGUUUCCCCAACAUGACGAAGUUCCCCAGAAAAACAAGGUAUUGCACAAGAGUAAACAUGCAGCCCGUCGAAAGUCUCUACAACAAUGGAGAAAGAUUCGCAACAUGGUCCACUGGUCACCCUUCCUUCAGUGCUUCAAGAAGAAGUACCCCUGGGUGCAGCUGGCAGGACAUGCAGGCAACUUCAAGGCUGGGGAGGGGGGUACCAUAUUGAAGAAACACUGCAAUCGAGAGGCCAAGUGUCUGAAGAAGCUGAUGGGAGACCUGCUGCGAUCCUACGUCCCAGAAUACAAGGGAGACGUGGAGAGGGAUGGAGAGAAAUUCAUGGAGAUGGAGGAUCUUCUGGGAGACUUUGACACCCCUGCUGUCAUGGACUGUAAGAUGGGAGUCAGGACUUACCUGGAGGAUGAACUAGUCAAGGCCAGAAGCAACCCCAAGCUGAGAAAAGACAUGUACCAGAAGAUGAUCGAGAUUGACCCCACAGAACCGACCAAGGAGGAGAACGCUGCCAAGGCUGUGACCAAGCCUCGCUACAUGGUGUGGAGAGAGAGCAUCAGCUCCACAUCUACACUGGGCUUCAGGAUAGAAGGCAUCAAGAAAUCAGAUGGUCAGUCCAGCAGAGAUUACAAGAUGACCAAAACAAAAGAGCAAGUGGCAGAGGCCUUCAAGUUCUUCACUGAUGGUAACCAGUCAUUACAGAAAAAGUAUGUCCAGAAGUUGAUGGCACUGAGAGCAACACUGGAGAAUUCUACAUUCUUCCAAUCACAUGAGGUAAUUGGCAGCUCACUGUUGUUUGUCCACGACAAAGAAGGUAGCCAUGUGGGGGUGUCUCUGAUAGACUUUGGGAAGACCAUGUCGAUGCCUGAGGGACAGAAACUGGACCACAGGCUGGCGUGGAAGGAGGGGAACAGGGAAGAUGGCUACCUGUGCGGCCUGGACAACAUGAUCGCUGUGUUCAACACUCUGGCAGAGUGCGAGGAACAAAAUCUGGCCGAGGAGUUCUAGCUUUGCGAGGAGGACUGUUUUCACAGGGAUUGUACCACAACCUGAGGCAAAGACUGCCGGCCUCAUGUACACAAUGAACAGGACAUGGUUGUUACAGGGGGCUGGAUGUACAGUGAAUAAAUACAACUUGCUGGUGGACAGUUCAGCAGGAGUUUUACAUCUAUUGGACAUUUUAACAGCUUUUUCUACAGGUCGCUCUGCUAUAGACAAAACGGUGUAACCAAGUUUGUAUAAUUGUCGGAAUCUUGAACUAGCAAUACUACAUGUAUCUAUCUCCUUUAGUACCUGCUGUUGCAGGGAGGGGGAAACUGUCAGGAAGUGGGAAUAAAUAUGAAAUAUUUCAGUUACCUGGGGAUUUGUUGGUACUACUGCUGGCUCUCAAUGAUAACCCACCUGAUACUUUCACAUUGCUGGCUGUGGCUGUCACAGAUUGUGUAUAGCUGAAGCAUAGGGAGCUGGCUCCUUUGCUGGCUCACUUUCCUCCCUCUUUGAUAUAAGGUUCUCUGCUGACAGUGUGGAAAUCAUUUACUGGCAUUGAAUAACCCUGUAUUACCUGGACGUUACAUUAACUGUCAGUUUUAUGGAAGUAAUAACAUUCAAAUAAAUAUGAAUUCCAUGUGUUACUGUUACAUGAAAAAUAUACUAUUUGCUGAUAGCCUUUAAUAUGUUAAUAUAUACUGUAUCUUAAUUAUAGCUCUGGAAAAUGCAACGGGCCAUUAUACACUGCAAACUCAUUAUGAUAUUCUAGGUUCAAAGAUUUACCCAAGGGAAAUUGUAGAUUACUGUCAGUAUUAAAUCCAGAAUGGAAGUAAUGAUAUGGCAUCUACUUAAUUAACCACAAGAUGUUUUUGAUCAUACAUGUUGUGAUGUCGGUGGUUCUUUGUAGAGUUAUCCGUUAACUUGCUUGUAUAUGUAAUUUUGUUAAUUUGAAAAUAUAUCAAGAAUCAUCUUACUGUAAAAAGUUGUAAAAACAUGACAGUAGUGACAUAUUCAGUAGUGUUUUUAUAUGUCAAUUUGAAUUACAUUUCACAUUUGAAGAAGUGCUAACAUGGUGUUAGUUGGCCAUGUUAUGUACUAGUAAGCCAUAUGCUCUGUCUGUUGAAAAAACUGAGACUAGCAACACCUUGCAAUAACUCCACACCAGUGUGCUUGUAAAGAUGAGUAUUUCUAGUUUCUGCCGUCUUCAUAUUUUUUUCAGCAAAGUUUCUGUUCUCCCUCUCUCAGUGAUGAAAUUUAUUGUGGACUGGCUAUUAAAAAGAAGCAUUUUGUAAUUUUCAAAAACACAUAGGAUACUUUUUGAUCAAUUCCCCAUUAGCUUGUAAUAUGAGCACCUGCUCUAAAUGCCAGCAAGGCCUGAAGGGCACUGGCAAACUUAACAUCUAAGGCUGGGUGGAUUGGUGAGGGUUGUUGCCUUAUUCACACGGCAAGUAAAAGUUGUUAAACAGUAGCCCACUUCUUCAUUACCACAAGUUCCUGAUACAGUUCCCACAAAUAAAGACAGAAGUGCAAUUAAAGGCUUAUGAAUCACACACCUGCAUUCCAUAUCUUGCUGCUGUUCUCCUGUUCUCCAACAGUAGAUACAGGUAUUGUUUAUUUUUCUUAAUCCUCUUUAUUAUUUUGUUCAUAGGCCUAUUUUCUGCAGGCAGUGCCUCUACAUAGAAUUUCCAUAUCAUUUCCCAUAUGUACAUAAGCAUCAUGUACAAUACUUUCAUGUACAACAUAUUACAAGGAGUAUUAAAACAUCAGGUGUAAAU
Molecule: messenger RNA, 4213 nt
Organism: Branchiostoma belcheri (Belcher's lancelet)
Lineage: Eukaryota; Metazoa; Chordata; Leptocardii; Amphioxiformes; Branchiostomatidae
Product: inositol-trisphosphate 3-kinase B-like
Exons: 9
Coding region: 471-2459 (662 amino acids)
Biological process (GO): inositol phosphate biosynthetic process
Cellular component (GO): cytoplasm; nucleus
Molecular function (GO): inositol-1,4,5-trisphosphate 3-kinase activity; inositol tetrakisphosphate kinase activity
Source: RefSeq, a predicted model, not a curated record